AUGUACAGUGAGGUGGGAAAUGGACUUGGGGAGGCUGCAGCUUAUGUGGCCGGAGCACUAAAGGAGCUAAGUCAGACUUACCAAGUGGAUGGCAACAAAGCUGCGGUGUGCCGGGACCAGCCACCCAGGAGCAAACCCAGCUGGACGGAUUCUGUAGCCGACACCGCUGGCACACCGCUGGCAGAGGCACUCGAGCUUGUUCGAAGCAUCUGGAUAAAGCGGGCCACUGCAGUGCAGGCACGCCCGGGACUCGUCCUCGCUGCCCUUACAGACUUCCCUGCAGUGGCUGAAGAUGCGACGUCCUGCCCUUCUAGUGUGGCAGAUACUGUGAACCGUAGUGGCUCCAAGGAGAGCAGUCAGAUGGAUUUCAGGGGGACUGGACCUCCACACUAUCUGUCCAUUGCUCUGGAGCACCUGAUAACUGGAAUUCUCCAGCUGUCUGGACGAGAAGUGAGGCUUAUCCCCCACCAUCUGCAGCAACAAGCGUCUCACCACACAGCUGGGAAAGUCACUGUUGCCCAAGGGUGCGUCGUACCCACUAUCCAGGCUGUGCUGCUGCCUGAAGUAAGACAGAGCUACAAGAUGACAAAUAAGCAAAACUGA
This is a messenger RNA of Opisthocomus hoazin, 603 nucleotides long. The record is from RefSeq and is a predicted model, not a curated record. NCBI's taxonomy places the organism in Eukaryota, Metazoa, Chordata, Aves, Opisthocomiformes, Opisthocomidae.